AUGGUAAUGAAUACGUUUAUUCAAUACAUUAAAACGGAUCAGUUUUGUCAACUCGGAUUUAAUGCUGGGCAGCCGUUUCUAACCCCCAAACAUUGGUUUCAAUUUGCCGAUGACGCGGUGAUAACAACAGGUGAGGAGUACGAGACACAAAUAUUACUGAAUGCAUUCACCAUGUGGUGUAAUUGGGCAAAAAUGACGCUAAGAGUCGACAAAUGCAAGUCAUUCGGAAUUAUCAAAAGGAACUCAUUAUCCAAGCAGUAUUUUCCGAAAAUUUACGUUAACCACGGCUUAAUUACAGCGGUAAAGGGGAACGAAAGCUUUUGUUAUCUCGGUAGAUUUUACAACUUCCCGAUGGAUAACGUAGAACAUAAACAGUUCUUGCUGUCUGAGACUAGUAGCAUCUUAGAAAAAAUCGAUCGUCUCCCUCUACACUCAAAAUUUAAGCUUGAGUUAUAUAUGAAAUAUCUGCUCCCGAAAAUAUCUUGGCAUCUCACUAUUGCAGACAUUGAUAGAACAUGGAUAAAGCAAACUUUAGACACAAUGUGCCACAAUAAAUUUCGGACAUGGCUUGAGAUACCACCAAACGGCACCCUUGACAUAUUGCUUCUUGGGAAAUCCAAAUUCGGUUUCGACAUCAUUGAUGUAUCAACAAAAUUCACUGAAUGUCAAGUAAUUUUGCGAAAUAAAUUAAAAGACUCGAGUUGUCUAGACACCCAAAACCUUUUCUACGCAUCUAGCUCAAAUUGUAAUGUGCAGUACGAUGGUUUCUCCACCGCAAAACAGGUUGCCAAAGAAAUUAGGAAAGAUAAGAUCUUUAAUAUUGAAAGCAAGCUAACGUCGCAGAGUCUUAUAAUUAAGUCGAUUUGGAGAGAUGCUUUCCAGGGUACAGCGAAAGAUUGGCACUCGGCAGUUGACAAACUCCCUAAAAACAUAUACAACUUCGUAACUAGAUAUUUAAAUAACACCCUACCUACAUUAACAAACAUGGUUUUGUGGAAGAAAGCUCAAAAUAAUCUGUGUCAUUUCUGCUUGAAUGUGCAAACACUACAACAUAUAGCGUCUUCUUGCAAAACAUCCCUGGACGAAGGUCGAUACACAUGGAGACACAAUUCAGUGCUGAAACACCUAGCAACGUACAUAUCUAGUGUCAGAAGGGACUUUCACGUUUAUGCAGACAUUUCUGGUUUUGAUAAUCCAUCUGUGAUCACAGGCUGUAAUGACCGACCAGACUUGGUAAUAUCAGACAACAACCAAAAUAUAUAUGUUAUUGAAUUGACAAUCGGCUUUGAAACUAAUAUGGCAAAAAAACUGUUUAAGGAAAAGGGAACGAUACAAGGAUCUUUGUAA
This is a messenger RNA of Paramuricea clavata, 1347 nucleotides long. The record is from the annotation of a GenBank genome assembly. Lineage: Eukaryota; Metazoa; Cnidaria; Anthozoa; Malacalcyonacea; Plexauridae.